AUGUCCCCCCUUGUUUCUGCGGUCCCUCUGCAUGUCAACGGGACAGGGGUCUCCAUUCCACUCAAAAAGCGGAGCUCAAACAGACUCGACAACACGAUGGCUCAACACGCUCAUCUCGUGUCCAAGUAUGAAAACUCUUUUAACAUCUACAGGAUCAACACAGGGAAGAUUCAUCCAUUGGCGGGGCGUAGAAGCAUGAUUUCCAGCAGAGCCAAUACGAGUACUGAGGCUCUCACAGCGAGUAAGAUUCUUUGGUAUGGCGAAAUCACGAUAGGCACUCCCCCCGUAACUUUCAAGGUUGAAUUCGACACCGGAAGCAGCGACACCUGGGUUCCGGACUCCUCCUGCGCGGCAUGCAGUGGUCAUUCAACGUAUGACCCCAGCUCUAGCUCCACAUCUCGUGAUCUGGGACAGGACUUUGAUAUAAAUUAUCAAGAUGACACGUAUGCCACAGGCCAGCAGUACACUGACGACAUUACGGUCGCUGGUUUGACGGCCACUAACCAAGCAUUCGCCUCUGCUAGUGAUGUCGACUCAGGACUUCUUGAUCGCGCGUCUGAUGGCAUGAUGGGCAUGGGGUGGCCUUCUAUUUCCCAAACUGGGACACCCGUUUUUAAUACUCUCGUAGAACAAGGAGUAGUGUCGAGCGGCGUAUUUGGCUUCUACCUCACCGAUACGGAUGGUUCGCUCUUUCUCGGGGGAACUGAUGCAUCGCUUUACAAAGGUCCACUGAAUUGGAAUCCCGUCCUCUACCAGUCGUCCUGGUAUAUAACAGUAGAUGAUGUCAAUGUUGGAGGACAAACCGUCAUUUCAUCCGUGGACGCAUCCGUCGACUCAGGAACAACUCUCAUCCUGGGAGAUGCCCAAAGUGUAGCGCAGUUUUGGUCUUCGAUUCCUGGCAGCCAAGCAGCGAUUCAAUAUGGACCUGGGAUGUACACUUAUCCAUGUGACUCCAACCCGAUCGUUUCGGUCUCAAUUGGCAGCCAAACAUAUACGAUCUCGUCACAACACCUAAAGUGGUUACAAGUGUCCGAUGCGGACUGCGUAGGGAGUGUCGUCGCCACCGAUGACAGUAUUCGCCACUGGGUCCUUGGCGAUGCAUUCAUGAAGAAUGUUUAUACUGCCUUCGAUUUCGACCAUUCCAGAGUCGGCUUUGCACAGUUGUGA
Messenger RNA from Cantharellus anzutake, 1167 nucleotides. RefSeq names its product Asp-domain-containing protein. The coding region runs from base 1 to 1167 and encodes 388 amino acids. NCBI's taxonomy places the organism in Eukaryota, Fungi, Basidiomycota, Agaricomycetes, Cantharellales, Hydnaceae. Gene Ontology annotation, biological process: proteolysis. Gene Ontology annotation, molecular function: aspartic-type endopeptidase activity. The transcript has 6 exons. The record is from RefSeq and is a predicted model, not a curated record.